This is a messenger RNA of Cuscuta europaea, 1507 nucleotides long. The record is from the annotation of a GenBank genome assembly. NCBI's taxonomy places the organism in Eukaryota, Viridiplantae, Streptophyta, Magnoliopsida, Solanales, Convolvulaceae.
AAAAGGGUUAGUCGGUGGGCUGGGAAUUGUGGGACUUGAGGGGGUAUUUCCAGGGGCCGGAUUUGUCGGUGUAAAUGUGGUGUUCGUAGGAGAAGUUUCAGUCGUGUGCAUGGGCCAUGCAUGGGGAUCCGGGGGUAUGGUGAGAAGGGGGUGUACAUGAUAAUGGGAUGGUGAGACCGAAUGGGGUGGAGAUUGGUGUGGGUGACACGGAAAGAACGCCUCGUUGAAAGUGACGUGGCGGGAUACUAUGAUUUUGUGAGAAGAAAAAUUCAUACAAAUAUAUCCUUUAUGGUUAUCCGGAUACCCUAAAAAUAUGCACGGUUCGGACCGGGGUUGAAGUUUGUGGAUGGUGGAAGAGGGGAUGUGUGGGAAACAUAGACAACCAAAGAUACGAAGAUGGGAUAUUUUAUCUCAACUCCAUCGUGAAUUUGCCAUGACUGACCUCAGACAUCUAUCAUUUUUCUUGGGCAUCUCUGUCACCACACUGCCCGGCGGCCUCUUUUUAUCCCAAGAGAAAUAUGCUCUUGAUAUUAUCAGCUGUGCGAGAAUGGACCAGUGCAAUCCAGUGGCUACCCCAGUCGACUUCAAUACAAAACUUAGCGCUACAGCCGGCCCCAAGGUGCAGGACCCUACCCUCUACCGGAGCCUUGCCGGUGCUUUACAAUAUCUCACCUUUACCCGGCCCGAUAUCUCCUAUGCCGUCCAACAAAUUUGUUUAUUCAUGCAUAACCCACGGGAGCCUCAUCUUCACGCCCUCAAACGAAUUAUUCGUUACAUACGUGGCACUGCCCAUCUCGGAUUACAUCUCCAUCGCUCCUCAUCUCACUCUCUCAUGGCCUACACCGACGCCGAUUGGGGCGGCUGCCCCGACACAAGAUGAUCCACAUCCGGCUACUGUGUUUUCCUAGGUGACAACGUCCUCUCUUGGUCCUCCAAACGUCAAACCACCGUCUCUCGCUCUAGUGCCGAAGCCGAGUACCGCGGUGUUGCCAACGUUUUUGCCGAGUUAUGUUGGAUUCGUAACCUUCUCCUUGAGCUACACUCCCCCCUACCAAAGCAUCUACUGUGUACUAUGAUAAUAUUAGUGCCAUGUACAUGGCGGGCAACCCGGUUCAACACCAACGGACCAAGCACAUUGAAAUAGACAUUCACUUUGUUCGAGAAAAAGUGGCUCGUGGGGAGGUCCGUAUUCUACAUGUCCCCACCCGUCAUCAAUUCGCGGACAUAUUCACCAAAGGCCUGCCACACAUCUUAUUCGACGACUUCCGUUCCAGUCUCCACGUUCGGUUGCCGCCUCACGUAUCAACUGCGGGGGCGAAUUAACCGUAGCCUACUAUUGCUCCUAGACAAAUCAUUUAUUUGCUAUUAAAUUACUUUAUUUCUUACCUUUAUUUGUAUCAUUGUAUCUACUCCAUAUUGUAACUAGAUACAUCGUGUAUAUAUAUGGCUAGCAUAUUCGUAGGCUUAAGUCUUGGGAUUACAACCGUUAGCAUGACUUCGAUAAUCC